Metopolophium dirhodum (rose-grain aphid) is the source of this 1547-nucleotide messenger RNA. RefSeq names its product homocysteine-responsive endoplasmic reticulum-resident ubiquitin-like domain member 2 protein (gene Herp). Gene Ontology annotation, molecular function: protein binding. Gene Ontology annotation, biological process: endoplasmic reticulum unfolded protein response. The transcript has 7 exons. NCBI's taxonomy places the organism in Eukaryota, Metazoa, Arthropoda, Insecta, Hemiptera, Aphididae. The record is from RefSeq and is a predicted model, not a curated record. The coding region runs from base 187 to 1296 and encodes 369 amino acids.
UGAAAGGAAUAGAAAAUUUUGUAGGUAGGUACCUACUCAGAUUAUUCCUAUUUACUAUUUAGGCGAUAUUAAUAAUUAAUAAUUGCGUUGUUUUUAAAAACUCAGACAUUUUCAUAAUAUUGUAAUUUGUAGCCCUUCAAUACACUCGAACACCAGUACUAAUUGAUUUUUGCAAGGUGCCAAAAUAUGAUGGACAUUGGUCUUACGGAUCCUUGGAUCACACUAACCAUUAAAGCGCCAAACCAACAAAUCAAUGACCACACAAUAAAAUGUAAGCUGGAUUGGUCUGUAGCAAAACUCAAAGGGUACAUUCACGAAACUUAUCCAAACAAACCAAAAACCGAAGACCAAAGGUUAAUAUAUUCUGGUCAACUCUUAACUGACGGUGUUAUUCUAAAAGAUGUUUUGAGACCAUAUGAUGAUGAUGGACAACUCAAUCGUACUGUUCAUUUAGUUUGUUCAUCUUCAUCUUGUUGUAUCCCGCUUAAAGAAAAACUUAAAAGUGAAGAAAUUGUAAAAGAAAUCAAUGGUAAAUGCCCUAAGUUGAACGAAGUUAACUAUGGUGCUAGUACUUCUGGAAUUAGUACCUCUGCAGAUACUAAUCAAGAAGCUAGUACUUCUUCAAAUUCAAACAAUAAACAAGAAACUAAACCCACCAAAAAUCAAACCAAAUCUAAUAAUAAUGUUAACCGCAGUCCAUUGACACCAGAACAACUGGCUCUUGAGCAAAUAAUGUGGGUGAAUAAAAUGUAUGCUGUUCAAAUGGCAGAAUAUUGGCAAUCAGUUGCGUCGAGUUUAGGUGCUCCUAUACAAUUAAAUACUCCAACUGUCGAAAAUGAAUCUCCUCCUCCAGAUUUACCAAUUAAUAAUAAUAACAACAAUCAACCAGCAGACCAAAACCUUCCUGCUAAUAAUCCAAAUAUAAACAUACAAGAUGCUGGGCCCAAUCAAGAUUGGUUAGAUUGGUUAUAUGUAUCCAGUAGAGUAUUUAUUUUCAUAAGCGUUCUCUAUUUCUAUUCAUCACCUGGCCGUUUUCUUGUUGUUGCUGGUUUUGCACUUAUAUUAUAUUUGUACCAAAGUGGAAUUUUGAGACACCUUCAUGAGCAUAAUAGAAGGAGGUUUCAACUUGAACAACAAGCACAGAAUAUUGAUGACAACAGGAAUUUGUCACAAGAGCAGAAUGGAAAUAAUGAAGACACAGCAGUAAGACAAAAUGAACGUUUAAUAACUACGUUGUGGACAGUUGUUAGUACAUUUUUUACUUCUCUCAUACCACAACAACCGGAUAUAAUAUAAGUAUUAAAUAAACCAUAUGUAAAAGAAUAACAUAUUAAAUAAAUAUGUAAUUUACUAUUGUAUUAAUAAUGAUAUAAUCAUAUUCUUUUUUCUGUUGUAUUGUUAAGUUUCAUUAUAAUUUAUAACUAAGUUAAGCUUAUCAUUGUAUUUGGGGUAUUUAUACAAUAAUACUUUAUUACUAUGUAAUAUGUAUUAUAUUAUAUAGGAACACAUCAUGUUUUUCCAUAAAUAAAAAGUAAGAAGCACCUAGA